Molecule: messenger RNA, 726 nt
Organism: Amphimedon queenslandica
Lineage: Eukaryota; Metazoa; Porifera; Demospongiae; Haplosclerida; Niphatidae
Product: heat shock 70 kDa protein 12B-like
Exons: 3
Coding region: 1-726 (241 amino acids)
Source: RefSeq, a predicted model, not a curated record
AUGGCCUCUGAAACUGGAAAAAAUCUGAAGUGCCCGGAAAAAGUCGACUGGCCACUAGUAGCGAGGCGAGAAAGAAAAAAAAAUGUAAACGGCGAAGUUAGCUCUCCUGAGAACGCUGCUUUCGACAUAAAGGUAAACCAGCCCAUAAAUGUGGCCGCAAUUGACUUCGGAACAACACAUUGCUCUCUCGCUUACAGCACGGCAGCUUCAGCCGACGAGACUAGCUCUUUGAGAUUAGAUGAUUAUCACGCUCGCGUCCCUACUGCAAUUUUAUUAAAAAAAGGAAAAGAAAGAAUAAAUUCUGAAGGCACUGUCGUUGGAAUAGAAUGCAGCGUAGAUUCAUUUGGAUAUGCAGCACAGAAUAAGUACCAAAGGCUCAAACGAGGUGAUAAUGGAAAAUUUCUUUAUUUUGAAAGGAUGAAAAUGAGGCUUCAGCAUGAGAAGAACGUUGAAAGGAGCAUGAAAAUUAAUUCAAUUAAUUUAAACAAUGACUCCACUGAAGUCAAUGAGUGGUAUUUAAUUGAAGUAAUUGCAUAUAUUCUCUGUUACAUAAAAGAUGAGUUUAUAAAAUGCAUCUCAAUGGCUGGUGCUGCUUUGACUGCCCAAGAUUUUGACUGGGUUAUCACUGUGCCAGCAAUUUGGCAAAACAAAGGAAAACAGAUGAUGAGAGAAGCUGGAUAUCUAGCCGCCAUUGUGGAGGUAUACUACAAUGGACCGACAGGCUAA